This is a messenger RNA of Psammomys obesus (fat sand rat), 495 nucleotides long. RefSeq names its product interleukin-3-like. Bases 1 to 495 code for a protein of 164 amino acids. The record is from RefSeq and is a predicted model, not a curated record. Gene Ontology annotation, molecular function: interleukin-3 receptor binding; growth factor activity. The transcript has 5 exons. Gene Ontology annotation, cellular component: extracellular region. NCBI's taxonomy places the organism in Eukaryota, Metazoa, Chordata, Mammalia, Rodentia, Muridae. Gene Ontology annotation, biological process: immune response.
AUGGUUCUUGCCAGCUCUACCACCAGCGUCUUCUCCACGCUGCUCCUGCUCCUGAUGCUGCUCCACCAAGGACUCCAAGCUUCAGUCAGGAGCUCAGCUACCUACCACUCACCCUCAGGCACAACCAGCACAUUGAAUUGCAAAUUUAUUGCCAAGGAGAUCCAAGGAAGGCUUCCAGUAUCCACAGUCACUCAUGGUGAUUACAGUCAAAUACUGAAGGAUAAGACCUUGCGGAGAGCAAACCUGCAUGAAUUCCUGAAAAAGCAACAGGAGCUGGAUCCUGAGGACAACAUUGGUAUCAAAAGCAAUCUUCAGAAGCUUGAGUGCUGCCUGCCAGCAGCUAUGGGUACUUCUGAGAAGUCAGGCAUCUUCAUUGGCAAUUUGACUGACUUUCAGCAGAAACUGAGGUUCUUUGUGAGCAAUCUGGAGCCACUAUCAAACCCUAGACCAUGUCAUCCAACAUCUUCACCCACCACGGAGUGUGAAAACAGCUGA